Spirodela intermedia is the source of this 15315-nucleotide messenger RNA. Lineage: Eukaryota; Viridiplantae; Streptophyta; Magnoliopsida; Alismatales; Araceae. The record is from the annotation of a GenBank genome assembly.
AUGAAGUGGGUCGUCGAAUCGUCUUUGGUGGCUGUCACCCGGCGGAGCGGAAAAACGGCGACUUUGCGGCUCUCCGGCGGCUGUCACCCGACGGAGAGGAGCUGGAUAGAGGUGAGGCGCGUGUUAGGGAGCUUCAUCCUCAAGUCCACGCAGCAAGAGGAGGCUCUUCAUCGCAUCUGGUAUGCUCUCAGGAGGUGGCGACUGGUCUCUCGGCAGAUCGUCCUCUUCCCGACAACGGCUUGUUCGUCGAUCAAUCGGAGAUGAUUUACUCAAUGGAUUUGCGAUCCUUUUAUUGCGAAUCGUUCAGCAAUUUUAGUAGCAAUGCUCUGCGAAUCGCGUUGACGAGAUUUUCGCCGAUGAUCCAGCGAUUCUCGUUGCUUAAUCCUUCACCAGCGAUCUGUAGGAAAGUCAUGAUAAUCAGAUAAAAAUAUAUGAAUUUUGACUCUGGGAGGAUUCGAACCCGCACCGGUUGCCCCCGCCUCUUCUGAGGAAGGUGUGCGGGGGUUUAGUCCCACAUCAGUUUUACGUUGAGUUUUCGGGCGAAUAUAUAGUAAUGUUAGGUUUCUGAGCAAAGUCACUUCUCUCGCGUGUACGACCACUCCUUGCCCCAUAGCCGGCUGGCCAACGGUGACGUGGAAGGGGGGUGGUGAAUGCGCAUGCCCUGUCGGUCCCCAAGCCAAGCCGCUCGAGCCCCUGCUCGCGGCUUACUCCCCGACUGCGCUUCCGACCCACUUGCGGGCCCGACUGGUCAGCAGAUUCCCCCAUUUUUGCAAUAUUUUUAUUUUUAUUUGUUCUUCAUUUAUCUCAAAAGUAAGACUGUAAAAAUCGUAUAAAAUCACAUAAUUACCCAAAAAUUCACAUUAAUCAAUUGAAAACCAAAAAUCAUUCUUUAACACAAAUAUAAGUCUAUUUAUCAUGAGUUAAGGCUAAAACUAUAUUAUUUACUAAUUAUUAACUCAUGAUAAUGAAGACUUAUCACUCCUCUUGCUAUGCGGACCUGAGGAUAAAGCUCCCUAACACGUGCCCCACUUCCAUCCAGCUCUUCUCUAUCAGGUGACAGUCACUAGAGAGCCGCAAAGUCACUAUUUUUCCGCUCUAUCGGGUGACAGCCACCAAAGACAAUUCAACAAUCCAUUUCAUUAAUCUCUAGACUUUGCAAGGAGAUCUAGAGAUUGCCCACGUCAUCUUUGUCCAAUGAGAGCCUUUAAGAUGGUGGACAUUGCAUGACAAUCCUCCUGAAUGCUCAAGAUUCUAAUACAUUGCCGACACAUCGCCGUCAUGAUGCCGGAACUCUGUUUUCCUAUUUUCAACUUACUUUACGCUUCAUUUAGUGAUAAUUUUUGUGAUUUUAAUUUACCAAAAUAUACUUUAUUCAAUUACGAUUUUUCUAGCUUUUACAAAUCUUAAUUUGAUUAAUUAAAUCAUCUAUAAUCGCUUAGGUAAGAAUCGUUGGGCGGAACUCUAUUUCUGUCUGAUUUGCAUUCACCGAGUGCUGACAUCAUUCUGAUGUCUGCACCCUUAUUUCUCUUUUUUUGUGAAUUUUAAAUAUAUUUUCUUUUCAUUUCCUAGUAUAAAAUUCAUAGAAAUUUGUAUUCAUUGAGAACAAUUCUAAAUAAUUACGAGAUAUUAUAUUACUUGGAAAAUUAGUACUAUUUUUUGGAAGUUUUUUAUUGAAUUAUAAUUGAUAUAUUUGUUCAGAAAUACUUCUAAAUAUCUGAAAAAUCAUAUUUUCUAAUUUUAUAAAUUUUAAAUUUACGUGACUUACUAUACAACGAUUGAGUCACGCACCCAUUUACACCCAAUGGUCCUUAUAGGGAACUUAACUAGUUCCCAUGUGUUAUUUUUAAUCAAUAUAUUCAUUUUUAUUUCCAUAGUCUUUUUCAUUCUACAUUAUUUAUAGCUUCAUUAAGUGUUGAUGGAAUGGGAAUGGGGCCUACCUUCAUAAGAAAUGAUGUGGACUAUAGAUAACUAAGGGAAGGAGAAAUAAUUUUGCAAUAGAUAAGUAAUAUUCUUACUGAUUUUUGAUGAACUAGCAAGUUUACUACAUUUUCUAUGGUUCUAAUGGAUGAUCUAGCAUAGUCUUAUGAGUUAAAUCAUCUACUGAAGUAGUGUGUGGUUUGUUUAUUUUUUCUUCUUAUAUAGGUCUGUCCAAAUCUAUUUUCUAUACUUAAUUUUUGUGAAUUUGACUCCCCCUCAUCAUAAGGAAGUAGAUAACUUCCUUGAGAUGUGGUCUUAUCACCCAUCAUCUCUAAAGUUGAAAGUUCUAAGGUCUCAUUAGUUUUAUAAUAAUUUUCACCUUCAUUGAAGUUGACAUCUCGAGUGACAUAAAAUUUCUUUGUUUUAUGGUCAUAAUAUUUAUACCAUUUCUCAAUUAUUGAGUAGCCCAAGAAUACACACUUAAGUGCCCCCAGGUCUAAUUUCUUGGUAUGAUAUAAGUGUACAUAUGCCACACAUCUAAAUACUUUAGGUGUGAGGUUGGUUCUGAGUUCUAACCCUAGAAUAUGGGACUCUAGGAAUCAAUAGAACUUUUUUUGUCCAAAAUCCUUGAUGGUCAUCUAUUAAUUAGGUGGGUGGCCAUGAGUAUUGCUUCCCCCCUCAAGUAUUUUGAGACAUUCCCUUGGAUAAGAAGUGCUCUAAUUACUUCUAAUAGGUGUUGUUUUUUCUCUCUACAAUCUUAUUUUGUUGGAUAGUGUUCACACAAGAUGUCUUAUAAAUCACUCCAUUUGUAAGAAAAAAUUAGACUAAAUCCUCAUUAAUAUAGUCCUUUAUAUUUUCAAUUCUAAAACAUUUAAUGGUGAUACUAAAUUGUUGUUUCACCAUUCAGAAGAAAUUUUUUAAUUUUUCAGUCACUUCAAAUUUGUGACUUAUCAAUCAUACCUACGUCAUACGAGUGCAACCAUCAAUAAAGGUGAUGAACCAACUAUGACCAUAUAUGGUUGACAUUGGUGUUUGCCCCACACAUUGCUAUGAAUCAAGUCAAAAGGUUUAAGAGAUCUUGAGUUAGAUGGUGAAUAAAUAGAUUGUUUAUGCUUGACUAGUUGACAUACCUCACAUAAGAAACUAUUGUCAUCAAAUUCCUUACACAAUUGUGGAAAUAAAUGUUUAAUAGUUAAGAGAGAAGGAUGUCCUAGGUGACAAUGAAUCAACAUAAGUGGUUCAAUCAACUCGUGGCUCACCCUUGAUGCCACUUUUGGUGUUGUCACCAUCACUUGUGCCAUUUGUGAAUGUGUCCUUUGUGUUCCGUUGAUGCCUCCUAUGUAAUAUAGACCUCCCCUCCUCAACAAGUCUUGUCCUCCAUCCCAUGUCCAUAUCAUAUAAGACAGCCAUUAAGAGUAAUUAGAAGGUCAUGAGUGAUGGAUUAUCUAAGUCUACUAAGGGAGAUUAGGUUUGUUUAUAAUAGAGGCACAUGAAGAACAUGGUGUAUUUUUCCUAUUCUUGGAAGUUCUAUGGAACCUAUACCAACUAUCGUUAUAAGUUUUUCAUCUGUGGCCAAAACUUGUCUACCCUUAAAACAUGGUCCAUAGGUUUGAAUUUUUUUUUUGAGUGGAGACAUAUGAUAUGUGGCCCUUGAGUCGAGAAUGCAUGUACCUUUAUCUCUUAGAUACAAGCUUGUAUGAUGGGGAGAACGAAAACUCAAUGAGAAGGAAGUAUAAGAGAUUGGAAAAUUACCCAAAGAGGUUGCUAAUGGUGUUAUGGUACUUGAGGUGAUGAGUUGCCACAACUUCUCGAUCUCCUCCUUGAGUCUAUUAAUUUUCCCAUCCGUAGAAUUUUUUGGUUAAGGGAUAGAUGUUAAGUUCACCUCUCCCUUAGUGGAGCUUGUAUAGCCAAUUUCUUGCCCAUGUGUAGGAGAAGGGGAUACACCCAUGUACCCCUAUCCUUCUCUUGGAGGCUUACAAUGUAAUUUCCAGUAAUUGUCACAAGUAUGUUUCUUUUUUUGGCAGAAUGAGAACCAUAGAUUUGCCUUUGGAUCUAUCACUUGCUCUGGGUUUUGGCCUUAUUUUCCUUUGUUGGAAUGUGAAGAGUUUACCUCGCUCUUCCCUUCCUAGUCACGACUAGUGUUGGCUGAUGCUCUUGCUAUGUUCUCUACUACCAAUACUGAGUUAUCAGCUUGCUGAUUUUCAUUCAAUAGUGUCAGCCUAUUCUCUUCCCUCCUAAUAAUUCUCACAGCUUCCUCAAAUGAAAUAUUCUUUCCCUAUUUAACAAUUGACCAGCCAAUUGUACAAAGGGUGAAUUUAAGCCAGAUAAGAACCGAUACAAGCGAUCCUUCAGGAUGUAAGUUUGUUCAACAAAAUCUGGAUUGGUGGUCAGUCUAUAAUGAUCGACCUUCAUCCUAAUAGUUUUUAGUUCGGCUGCAUACUCCAUCACCAUUCUAUUCCCCUGAGUAAGGUUCAUAACUUUGGUGGUUAGGCAUGAGAUUUCUCCCUUAUCAUUCUGCUUCGUGUGUAUAUGGUAAGCUUUCUCCCACAUCUUUUGUUGUCAAAAUCUGAAAGAAGUGGUCAUUGAUAGAUGGUGCCAUGUUUUCUAACUACCACACUCUAAUGAUGUGACAUGAUUCAGUCGUUGUAUAUUAAAUCACGCAAAUCUAAAAUUUAUAAAACUAGAAAAUAUGAAUUUUCAAAUAUUUAGAAGUAUUUCUAAAUAAAUAUAUCAAUUAUAAUUCAAUAAAACUUCCAAAAAUAGCGAUAAUUUUCCAGGUCGAUCACAAAGAUGUAAUAUAAUAUCUGGUAAUUACUCAGAAUUUUUCUCAAUGAAUACGAUUUUCUAUGAAUUUUACACUAGGAAAUAAAAAGGAAAUAUAUUUAAAAUUCACAAAAAAGGGAAAUAAGGGUGCAGUCGUCAGGAUGAUGUCAGCACUCGACGAAUGCGAAUCGGCUGGAAAUAGAGUUCCGCCUGGUGAUUCUUACGUAAGCGAUUAUAGAUAAUUUAAUUGAUCAAAUUAAGAUCUAUGAAAGCCGGAAGAAUCGUAAUAGAACAAAGUAUAUUUUAGUAAAUUAGAAACAUAAAAAUUAUCACUAAAUGAAGUGUAAAGUAAAUUGAAAGCAGGAAAACAAAGUUCCAGCAUCGCGACGGUGAUGCAUCGGCAAUGCAUCGGAAUCUUGAGUAUUCAGGAGGAUCGUCGUGUAGUGUCUACAACCUCGAAGGCUCUCCUUGGACAAAGACGACGUGGGCAAUCUCUAGAUCUUCUCGCAAAGUCUAGAGAUUAAUGAAAUAGGUCGUCAAGUCGUCUCCUACGGCUGUCACCCGGUGGAGCGGAAAAAUGACGGUGGGGCGCGUGUCAGGGAGCUUCAUCCUCAAGUCUGUGUAGUAAGAGGAGGCUCUUUAUCGCAUCCGGUACGCUCUCAGGAGGUGGCAACUCGUCUCCUGACGGAUCUCCUCUUCCCGACGACAGCUUGUUCGUCAAUCAAUCGGAGAUGAUUUACUUGAUGGAUUUGCAAUCCUUUUAUCGUGAAUCGUUCAGCAAUUUUAGUAGCAAUGCUCCGUGAAUUGUGUUGAUGAGAUUUUUGCCGAUGAUCUAGUGAUUCUCGUUGCUUAAUUCUUCACCGGCGAUCUGCAAGAAAGUCGUGAUAAUCAGAUAAAAAUAUAUGAAUUUUGACUUUGGGAGGAUUCAAACCCAUGCCGGUCGCCUGCCUCUGAGGAAGGUGUGACGUGGGUUUAGUCCCACAUCGGUUGUGCGCCGAUUUUUCAGGCGAAUAUAUAGUAAUGUUAGCUUUCUAAUCAAAGUCCCUUUUCUCGUGUGUGCGACCACUCCUUGCCCCACAGCCGGCUGGCCACUGGUGACGUGGGAGGGGAGUGGCGCACACAUGCCCCUAUUGGUCCAAGCUAAGUUGCUUGAGCUCCUACUCACGGCUAAUCCCCGACUGAGCUUCCAACCCACUUGCGGGCCCGGCUGGCUGGCGGAUCCCCCCUUUUUGCAAUAUUUUUAUUUUUAUUUCUUGUUCUUCAUUUAUCUCAAAAGUAAGAUUGUAAAAAUCGUAUAAAAUCACAUAAUUACCCAAAAAUUCACGUUAAUCAACUGAAAACCACAAAUCAUACUUUAACACAAAUAUAGGUCUAUUUAUCAUGAGUUAAGGCUAAAACUAUAUUAUUUACUAAUUAUUAACUCAUGAUAAUGAAGACUUAUCAUGAUGGCAUCUACCUCUUACAUAUAAUGUGUUGUGGAUCUAUUGGGCUAUCAUGAUUACCACUCUUGAGGUGGAUUAAUUUACUCCCGCCAAGUAAAAUCAUUUCCACAUAUUCUUCCCAUUGUAAUAGGUUGAAUUCAUUGAACCUAUAUUUGUCAAGAUUUUUUGGGAGUUCGAAUCACCUAGGGUACUCCUCUGGUACAUGACAUGACUCAGUCAUUGUAUAUUAAAUCACGCAAAUAUAAAAAUUAUAAAACUAGAAAAUACAAAUUUUUAGAUAUUUAGAAGUAUUUCUAAAUAAAUAUAUCGAUUAUAAUUCAAUAAAACUUUCAAAAAUAGUGGUAAUUUUCUAGGUCAAUCACACAAAUGUAAUAUAAUAUCUGGUAAUUAUUCAUAAUUUUUCUCAAUGAAUAUGAUUUUCUAUGAAUUUUAUACUAGGAAAUAAAAAGGAAAUAUAUUUAAAAUUCACGAAAAAGGGAAAUAAGGGUGCGGAUGUCGGGAUGAUGUUAGCACCCGGCGAACGUGAAUCAGGCGGAAAUAGAGUUCCACCCGACGAUUCUUGCAUAAAUGAUUACAGGUGAUUUAAUUAAUCAAAUUAAGAUUUGUAAAAGUUGGAAGAAUCGUAAUUGAACAAAGUAUAUUUUGGUAACUUAAAAACACAAAAGUUAUCAGUAAAUGAAGGGUAAAGUAAAUUGAAAGUAGGAAAAUAGAGUUCCGGCGUCGUGCCGACGAUGCAUCAGCGAUGCACCAAAAUUUUGAGCGUUUAGGAGGAUCGUUGUGUAGUGUCUGCAGCCUUGAAGGCUCUCCUUGGACAAAGACAACGUGGGCAAUCUCUAGAUCAAUGAAGUGGGUCUUCGAGUUGUCUCCGGUGGCUGUCACCUGGCGGAGCGAAAAACUGACGACUUUGCGGCUCUUUGGUGGCUGUCACCCGAUGGAGAGGAGUUGGAUGGAGGUGGAGUGUGUGUUAGGGAGCUUCAUCCUCAGGUCCGCGUAGCAAGAGGAGGCUCUUCAUUGCAUCCGGUACGGUCUCAGGAGGUGGCAACUCAUCUUUCGGCGGAUCGUCCUCUUCUCGACGAUGGCUUGUUCAUCGAUCAAUCGAAGAUGAUUUACUCGAUGGAUUUGUGAUCCUUUUAUCGCGAAUUGUUCAGCAAUUUUAGUAGCAAUACUCCGCAAAUCGAGUUGAUGAGAUUUUUGCUGAUGAUCUAGUGAUUCUCGUUGCUUAAUCCUUCACUGGCGAUCUGCAGGAAAGUUGCGAUAAUCAGAUAAAAAUAUAUGAAUUUUGACUCUGGGAGGAUUUGAACCCAUGCGGGUCGCCCGCCUCUGAGGAAGUGUGACGUGGGUUUAGUCCCACAUCGAUUGUGCGCCGAUUUUUCGGGCAAAUAUAUAGUAAUGUUAGCUUUGCAAGCAAAGUCCCUUCUCUCGUGUGUACGACCACUCCUUGCCCCAUAGCCGGCUGGCCACUGGUGACGUGGAAGGAGAGUGGUGCACACGUGCCCCUAUUGGUCUAAGCUAAGUCGCUUGAGCUCCUACUCGUGGCUACUCCUCGACUGCACUUCCGACCCACUUGCAGGCCCGACUGGCUUGUGGGUCCCCCCUUUUUGUAAUAUUUUUAUUUUUAUUUCUUGUUCUUAAUUUAUCUCAAAAGUAAGACUGUAAAAAUCGUAUAAAAUCACAUAAUUACCCAAAAAUUCACGUUAAUCAACUGAAAACCACAAAUCAUACUUUAACACAAAUAUAAGUCUAUUUAUCAUGAGUUAUGGCUAAAACUAUAUUAUUUGCUAAUUAUUAACUCAUGAUAAUGAAGACUUAUCACACCCCCCAACUUAAAUUAUUGCUAGUCCCUUAGCAAUAGAAUUACGAAAAUAAAAUUUUACGAAUCUGAAACAUCAUAUUUUAAUACAGAAAAAAAAUACAAUUAGAAAUGAUGGACCUUUAGACACUUUGGAUUCUUAUAUCAAGUAUUUAAGAAUGAUGUCAAGUACUUAAAUGUUUAAACACUCUUUGGAAUAACAAUCUAGACUCCACUUCUCCUAUUCACAUCUUUAUCACGUCUUCACUCAUAGAUGUAUUUACAAGAUGUUCUAAUUAUCAAUACUCAUCUAAGAAUAAUAUUGAUCCUACAUUUCCCUUUUUCUAUGACUUGAUUUUUGAAGUUUUCACUAUAUUUCUUCCUUCAUUUUAUAUAUAUAUAUAUGUAUAUAUAGUGGAUAAGUAGCUUUUCCUGUAGACAAAUUUCGACAAUAAGAAUGAUGUCUCUCACCCUCCAUGUGUACUCUUCAUUUUCAGGGCUUUCACUUUAUCUACUUAUUUUGCAGCAAGUGUUUUUCUAUACAUGAUUUUCGACAAUGAGAAUGAUGUCUCACACCCUCCAUGUGUACUCUUCAUUUUCAGGGCUUUCACUUUAUCUACUUAUUUUGCAGCAAGUGUUUUUCUAUACAUGAUUUUCGACAAUGAGAAUGAUGUCUCACACCCUCCAUGUGUACUUUUUGUUUCUAGAUUUUUCACAUUACUCUCUCUUUUUUUUCUUUUCUUUUUUUUCGAAAUAAGUGAUUUCUCUUCACAAGUCUUAUAGAUCAGGGUACAAAAAUCUUCAUUAAACUCAAAUGAUCAAUCAAAUUUUUACAUCAAGUAAAUACUAUCCAUCAAGAUCAUGAAGUGAAAAUCUGUAAAAUCAAAUCCAUGUUAUUGAUCAUGUAUCCAAGAAGUAUUCCAACAUUUCAUGCUACUAGAUCAUUCUUUUGACUCAAUAAUAAUCUUCCUAAUAUCUUUUGAUAUCAAUCAAUCUAGUUGAUUUAAUUUUUCAUGCAUGUAAUAUGAUGUAAGAAAUCUGUAAAUUAGAUAGUUUUGACAGUUCUAUUUUUUGUUUUCAGUUCUAUUUUUAGAACAAUAAAUUUGUCAAAAAUAAAUCAAAACUAUCCUCUUUAUAGUUGUAAUUUGGAAUUUCAGUAAUAUAUAUCUAGAGGAUUGAAAUGUGAGAAAAGGGUCUCUAGAAUUUCAAAUUUCGGGCUAUUUUUUUGUCUGCUGUUUUUGACAGUUUGCUGUUCCUAACAGAAAACCAGAAAAUAGAUGUUGCAGUUUUUCUGAAUUUUAUUUUAUUUUUACUUUUUUUAGUUGCUGUUCUAAGUUUAAUAAAAUGCAAACAUAUGUUCUUAGUUUUUUGACAACAUAAAUUAAUAAUGAGUACUUCCCCCGCCAACUUAAAAAUGACAUUGUCCUCAAUGACACGGAAAAAUCGAAAUAGAAUAUGUAGAAAAUAUAAUUUUCAAGUGAAACAUGUAUAUGUGCAAAGUUAAGCAUUAAAAAUAUUUUCAUAAAUCAUAAAGCUCAGAAAGACUCACCUCAACCUCAUUUUUAAUUUUUCACUUCAUCUUACACACCUCCUUCUACACCUUUUCGAAAAAUAAAAAUAAAAAUACAAAAAAAAGUAUUGUAAAAUUCUAAGAAAAAUAGAGCUUAAAAAAAAUCAAGCAGAAUAAAAUAAAAACCAUGGGUUGCCUCCCACGCAGCGGUGCAUUUAAUGUCUCCAACUGGACAGCUCUUAGAUCAUAUAAGAUGAUCUAUGGCCAUCAAAAUAUAUUUGUAUCCCAAGGUAAGUUCUAUAAUAUUCUUUUUCAGAUUUAGCAUAAAUUCAUAUAAUUCAUAUAUAUACCUUAACAUAUUUUCAGCCAAAAAAAAAUAGAAAUUAACAAAAAUUUCUCAAAAAUAAUAUUUCCAUUUUGAAAAGAAUCUUUCCUCAUUUCUAUCUUGUUUUGUAAGGCUCUCAUUUAUUAAUAAAUACUUUCUAUUAAUAGACCAUAAAAUGUGAUAAGGUCAUAUAAUUUUCAAAUUAGCUCUUGCCCAAUCUAAAUUUUUUUCAUCUAAAUUGAUAUCUCUAAUUCUUCCACUCACCUAUUUCUUAAUCUAUUCUUUUAUCUACAUAAUCUUCCUCUACUCUAUUUUAUCUUCCAUACAUAUUUGUUCAAUUUGCAAGGAGUGAAAUAUUUCAAGUUUAGAAAUAAUUCUAAUGGGCUAUGGGUUUUGAAGGAUGGAAGGAUUGUCUUUUUUAAUCUCAGAUCUAAUAAAUUUAGUAAAAUUUAAAUUUUCUCCUGCAAAAUUAUCUCUAUAUUCAUAUCCAUUAUUUUUGUUUCUCUCCAUUAGUUGAAUCAACUCUUUUUCUAGCUUUUCAUUUCUCAACUCAUCAAAUUCUUCAUCUUCCCAAGAGCUAUCUUUUAAUUUCGGUAUAUGAUAUACAUCAUCAUCAUCACAAUCAACAUCGAUGGCUGUAAAAUUAUGAUUAGAUUCAUUAAUUUCGUCUCCUACGUCUCCCAAAUCAACUAAUUUUUCCUCACCUGAAAUAUGUUUUUCUUCAUUUCUGUCCUUACUCCCUUCUACUAAAAUUUGGAUGAUUUUUCCAUGAUCAGCUGCUAUUUCUUCAUCUAAGGGCUCUUUCUCCUCAUCAUCCUCACUAUAUUCAUUCAUCAAUUGUGAGCAAUAAAUGAUUUUAUUCAAAUUUUCUGCUACUAUAUUUUCAGCCUUAAUAUUAUCAUUUACUUCUAAUGGAUCAUCAAUUUCUUGUAAUAAUUGGAAAUAAGGAUUAGGUAAAAUAUUCUCACUCAAUGUAUUCACUGUCCAAACAUUUUCAUUUUGUGGGUUUUUUUCUAAAUUUAUCUAGUUAGACUCUCCUUGCUGAAAUCCUACUAUUGGAUAGUUUCCUAAAUUUUCUAUGGGUUGACUAGGUGGCUGUCCCUCUUCUCUCUUAUUCUCAAGAGCCUCUAUAAUUUGUUUUUGGUGCAGCAUCAUUUGAUUCAUCGUUUGUUGCAUCAUUUGGCUCAUUUGUUACAUCAUUUCUAUAAUAUGAUGUUGGGUUUGAGAGGGCUGAUUUUUCUAAAAUCUACUUUCUUAUUUUAGACGAAAUUCAGAGUUUGAAUUGGAUCUAACUGCUUCUAGAUUUUGAAUAUUAUUUGGGUUUUUCUACGAAAAAUUAUUCUCAUAAUUAGGAUUAUAAGAAUUAGCAAAAUAUUCCCUAGUUUUACUAAAAUCGUGGGCUACCUACACUUGUUCUUGCCUAUGAUGAUAUUGAAAUUCGAAACGAUCAUUUUCAUCAUACAUAGGACCUAUACUAUUUGAAUUAAGUUGAGGGUUAAGAGGCUUUCUAAUAUUGUCAAUAAGUAAAUCAAUUUUUUUUAAUCUUUGAUUAAUCUAAUUAAUCUCAUUUCUAAGUUUAGAAUCAUCAUCAUGAUGCAAUUCAUAAAUUCCUCUCUUCUUAUUCUUGACAUAUAAUUCAAAAGAGGCUUGAUCUCUAGAAUUUUCACUUAAAUUCUCAUAAAGGUUGUAAAUCUCAUCAAGAGUUUUCUCCAUAAAAGCUCCUCCACAUAUAGAAUCAACCAUAUUUCUAUGUUGUUGUAAUAAUCCAUCAUAAAAAAUUCUAUUGAGCUGCCACUUGGGUAUAGCAUGAUGAGGACAAUUUCUAAGUAAAUCAUUGAAUUUUUCCCAUGUCGCAUGCAAAGUUUCUUCUGGUCUUUGAGGAAAACUACAUAUAUCUUUUCUCAUAUUUUGAGUUUUUCUUAAGGGAUAAAAUUUUCGAAGAAAAGUCUAUUCUAGAUCUUUCCAGCUAGUUAAUUCUCUAUCUAAUGUGGAUAGCCAAUGGCUAACUUUCUCUCUAUGUAUGAGGAAAUAAUUUCAUCUUAAUAAUUUUCAAUGUAAAUUGAAGGAGAUUAACUUAAUCAUAGACCAUAUGAAAUUUUUCUAAGUGCUGAUGAGGUUCCUCUAAAGGCAAUCUAUGAAAAUUAGGGAGCAUUUGAAAAAUUUCUCGAUAUAUUUCGAAUUUAACAAUGGGUGCUAAUGGGACUCUAAUAUUUGAUGCUCUUUGAAAUGAAUCAGGGAUAUAAUGAUUUUUCAUGGCCAUAGGAUUGUUCUCAGUUUGACCUGUACUUCCUUUAAGAUCCAUCAAAAUUAGUUUUUCUUUCGGAUUUUUAUUUUUGAAUGAAAUAAUGAAAGGAUUUUCUAGCCUUGAAUGCAAGGAUCUUCUACCAUGCAUAAAAACUAAUAAUUCGAGGGAAAAAUUUAGUAACUAUUACCCUCCUUCAGGAUGCUCCAGUCCUUGCCUUGCUUCUUUUCGUUCCCUUUUUCUAAUAAAAAAUCAGUAAAAAAAAUAAAACAAGAGUUUAAUUUUUUUUGUGUACUUUAAGAGAAAAAUAGAAAAAUAUUAAAUAUUAUGCAAUACAUCCUCGGUAAUGGCACCAAAAUUUGAUGUGACUUAGUCAUUGUAUAUUAAAUCAUGCAAAUAUAAAAUUUAUAAAACUAGAAAAUAUGAAUUUUUAGAUAUUUAGAAGUAUUUCUGAAUAAAUAUAUCAAUUAUAAUUCCAUAAAACUUCCAAAAAUAGCAAUAAUUUUUCAAGUCGAUCAUAGGGAUGUAAUAUCUAGUAAUUAUUUUGAAUUUUCCUCAAAGAAUACUAUUUUCUAUGAAUUUUAUAUUCAAAAAUGAAAAGGAAAUAUAUUUUAAAUUCACAAAAGAAAGGAAAUAAGGGUGCAGACGUUAGCUCCCGAUGAACGUGAAUCGGGUUGAAAAAGAGUUCCGCUUGGUGAUUCUUACGUAAGUGAUUAUAGACGAUUUAAUUAAUCAAAUUAAGAUCUAUGAAAGCCAGAAGAAUCGUAAUAGAACAAAGUAUAUUUUGGUAAAUUAAAAUCACAAAAUCUAUCACUAAAUAAAGCGUAAAGUAAGUUGAAAAUAGGAAAAUAGAGUUCUUACAUCGUGACGGCAAUGUGUCGGCGAUGCACUAGAAUCCUAGGCAUUCGCAAGGAUCGUCGUGUAGUGUCCACAGCCUAGAAGGCUCUCCUUGGACAAAGACGAUAUGGGCAAUCUCUAGAUCUCCUUGCAAAGUCUAGAGAUUAAUGAAAUGGGUUGUCGAAACGUCUCCGGCAGCUGUCACCUGGUGGAGCAGAAAAAUGGCGACUUUGCGGCUCUUAGGCAGCUGUCACCCGACGGAGAGGAGUUGAAUGGAGGUGGGGCGCAUGUCAGGGAGCUUCAUCCUCAGGUCCGCGUAGCAAGAGGAGGCUCUUCAUUGCAUUUAGUAGGCUCUCAAGAGGUGGCGACUCGUCUCUCGGCGGAUCAUCCUCUUCCCGACGACGGCUUGUUCAUCAAUCAAUCAGAGAUGAUUUACUCGAUGGAUUUGCGAUCCUUUUAUCGUGAAUCCUUCAGCAAUUUUAGUAGCAAUGCUCCGCAAAUCACAUUGACGAGAUUUUUGCCAAUGAUCCAGCAAUUCUCGUUGCUUCAUCCUUCACUGCGAUCUGCAGGAAAGUCACGAUAAUCAGAUAUGAAUUUUGACUUUGGGAGGAUUCGAACCUGCGUUGGUCGCCCUACCUCUUCUGAGGAAGUGUGACACAGGUUUAGUCCCACAUCAGUUGUGCGCUGAUUUUUAAGACGAAUAUAUAGUAAUGUUAGCUUUAUAAGUAAAGUCACUUCUCUUGUGUGUACGACCACUCCUUGCCCCACAAUCGGCUGGCCAUCGGUGAUAUGGAAGGGGAGUGGUGCACACGUGUGCCCCUAUCGGUUCAAGCCGCUUGAGCCUCUACUCGCGGCAACUCUCCGACUGAGCUUUUGACCUGCUUGUAGGCCUAGCUGGCUGGCGGGUCCCCCCAUUUUGUAAUAUUUUUCUUUCUUUUUCUUGUUCUUCAUUUAUAUCAAAAGUAAGACUAUAAAAAUUGUAUAAAAUCACAUAAUUACACAAAAAUUCACGUUAAUCAAUUGAAAACCACUUUUCACACUUUGACACGAAUAUAAGUCUAUUUAUCAUGAGUUAAGGUGAAAAUUAUGUUAUUUACUAAUUAUUAACUCAUGAUAAUAAAGACUUAUUUACGUGACUUAGUCGUUGUAUAUUAAAUCACGCAAAUCUUAAAUUUAUAAAAUGAGAAAAUACGAAUUAUUAGAUAUUUAGAAGUAUUUUUAAAUAAAUAUAUCAAUUAUAAUUCAAUAAAACUUUCAAAAAUACCUGUAAUUUUCCAGGUUGAUUACAGGGAUGUAAUAUAAUAUCUGGUAAUUAUUCAGAAUUUUUCCCAAUGAAUACGAUUUUCUAUAAAUUUUAUACUAGGAAAUAAAAAGGAAAUAUAUUUAAAAUUCACGAAAAAGGAAAAGAAGUGUGCAGACGUCAAGAUGAUGUUAGCGCCCGGCGAACGCAAAUCGAGCAGAAAUAGAGUUCUGCCUAACAAUUCUUACGUAAGUGAUUACAGAUGAUUUAAUUGAUCAAAUUAAGAUCUGUAAAAGCCAGAAGAAUCGUAAUAGAACAAAGUAUAUUUUGGUAAAUUAAAAUCACAAAAACUAUCACUAACUAAAGCGUAAAGUAAGUCAAAAGUAGGAAAAUAGAGUUUCGGCAUCACGACGGUGAUGCAUCAACGAUGCACCAGAAUCCUAAGCGUUCGAGAGGAUCGUCGUGUAGUGUCCACGGUCUUGAAAGCUCUCCUUGGACAAAGACGACGUAGGCAACCUCUAGAUCUUCUCGUGAAGUCUAGAGAUUAAUGAAAUGGGUCGUCGAGUCGUCUUUGGUGGCUGUCACUUGGCAGAGUAGAAAAAUGGCAACUUUGUAGCUCUCUGGCGGCUAUCACCCGACGGAGAGGAGCUAGAUGGAGGUGGUGCCUAUGUCAGGGAGCUUCAUCCUCAAGUCCACGUAGCAAGAGGGGGCUCUUCAUCACAUCUGGUAUGCUCUCAAGAGGUGGCGACUCGUUUCUUGGCGGAUUGUCCUCUUCCCAAUGACGGCUUGUUCGUUGAUCAAUCAGAGAUGAUUUACUUGAUGGAUUUGUGAUCCUUUUAUUGCGAAUCCUUCAGCAAUUUUAGUAGCAAUGCUCCGUGAAUUGUAUUGACGAGAUUUUCACCGAUGAUGCAGCGAUUCUCAUUGCUUAAUCCUUCACCGGUGAUCUGCAAGAAAGUCGCGAUAAUCAGAUAUGAAUUUUGACUCUGGGAGGAUUCGAACCCAUGCCGGUCGCCCUACCUCUUCUGAGGAAGGUGUGACACGGGUUUAGUCCCACAUCAGUUGUGCGCUGAUUUUUCAAGCGAAUAUACAGUAAUGUUAGCUUUGCAAGCAAAGUCACUUCUCUCACGUGUACGACCACUCCUUACCCCACAGCUAGCUGGCCACCAGUGACGUGGAAGGGGAGUGGCGCACACGUGCCCCUAUCGAUCCAAGCUAAGCCGCUCGAGCCCCUGCUCGCAGUUACUUCCUGA